AUGUCCACCGAGAAAGGAUACCCGCUCGAAGAGCAACCGAAACAAUCGCCGUACGCCGCGUUGGCGUUCGCCGCGGCGUCCUUCGCCGGCGUGAUGUCGAUAGCCUCUGUCGCACUCGUGAAUAAUCUCAACGACGAUACCAACAUUCUCUUGGCGAAUGAAUGCUUGGGCACAGAUUCUUUAUCUGGCAUUACCAACGCCGGCGUCGCUCGCGACGCCCACCUCGCUCGAAUGGAACACGCGAUCAGCGAUUUUCAAUCCCCGGAAGCGUUCGAAGCCAUUCACAAUAACUACGACUCCAUCUACCCGAAAAUGUCAAACGCGGCGGACAGGAAGAGUGCGUUCAUGAAGCAACUCAAGCCUCUCGGCUGGCACACGGCGAGAAUGGCGGAAGCGAGCGACGCCGGCUCCAAGGCGGAGUACCGCGUAGACGGCAAAGACGGGGACGUUGAUUUCCCCCACGGGAACUUGAAACCAAUCUAUACGAUCGGCGAGUACGAUGCAACGACGGGUUACAUGCCCACGGGUGUGCCGGAUGGUAUGGGUGCGAUGAAAUUGAAUGAUGUUACGAUGCGUUUCAUUUCCCAAUCCGAGUCGUACGGUUUCCUUGGGGACGCUGGAGAGGAAUUCCCCACUUUCCCCAUGGAUGUAAACAAUGGUGCCGCUAAGUUCACCGGGUCGAAGGCCUACUACGUCGAUUACGACAUCGCCCAGAUGAAGGAAUUCAUGACGCAUUCUGGACCUGCCGCGCCGAUGAUUCGCGGUGCUGGAAGUAUUAUCGAAACCGUGGUGAACCUGAAGGGUGAACAAGUCGAGGCGCGUUCCACUGUCGCGAACACGCCUCACUCCAAGCCGCACUAUUCGCAAACUUCGGCGAGUGGUGUUCACGUUCAAAUUGAUGCUACCAACGCGGACUCAUUGACAUCGCAGACGUGGAACUUCAUGAGCUUCUGCUCUUCCCACUUGGAAGAGAAGCAUCAAUGGGGUGAAAAUAUUGGUUUUGAAGACGAUAUUUACCUCGUUCCAGAAGAGUGGGCCGAGUGUGAGGACAGCAGAGUGAGAGACUACGGCUACGUCGGUUUGCCUAUGCACGCUGUUGAUCUUCAAACCAAAACUUCGUACGCCGUCGGCGCCAUUGGUCAAGGUGGCUACGAAAAGGUCGUGGAAGUGAAUUGCGGCAACUCCAGAUUUGCCUGCUUAUCUAUCUCCGGAUACAACGGCAACUUUGGUGAUGACGUUGUAAAACCGACUUUUGUUGCUCGCAAGGCAGCUGUCACUCCGACGCGUAGCGACGGUAGUGCCUGGGUUUACACGCAAAACGUUGUCCCUGCGAGAGUGUACAUCGGUUUGAAGGGGUACACCGCUGCGGGUGUUGAUUGCGCUGCUACCAGCUCUUGCGGGUUCCUCGAAAAGAACGGUUUGGCUUACGGGAAAGUGUAUGGCUUUGCUGUCGACUCCAGUACUGCGGACAGAGAUGCGUUCCACAAAGAUGCGCUCCACGCAUCUACUCCUACUUUGUCAGGCACGUGGGCUUCCACGAACUGGCAAUGGGAUGGCACCGUCAAGGAUUUUGAACAUGACCUUGCGUGGGAGUUCCAAGAGUCUCCGAUUAUUGACGGCGCAGCGUCUACUACGCACAAAUUUUGGACCGCCAAGGGAAGAGACGAAGAUGGUGCAAAGACUGAGCACAACUCUCCAGACCCUGGGUUUGAUAAGUUUGGUACAUUCGUCCAAGGUUCAACUGCUGGUUAUUACGGCAUUUAUUCUACCCCGACCCUCAAAACAGUCUUGGACGGUUUGACGGGUAGUGCCUUGCCGUCUUCCAUCCCAGCGACGUACGAGCUCCUCGAAGGAGAAUCUGACGUUACUGCUCGUAUCCACUUAGGCGGUAAGGGGAAGCGCGCAGAUGGUGGAAACCAAACGAUGAUGUAUGACGGUAAAGACAAAGCAACCUUUGAAGACAUUGAUGGUUUGGAAUGGAUCCGUGCCUCUGAUGGAGAUUACUUCGUCAUCCAAGAGGAUGGUGGUAAUAAAUAUGGUGAGCGCAUGUUCAUCUCGAAAAGGCCGGAGGCGGGUGCUAAUCCGCAAUAUCACUUUAUCGCGCAAGCCGGUGGAUCGAAGAACACGAGAUCGAUGUCUAAAGUUUCCGUGCCUCCGAAAACGUGGGCAAGGGCAGCCUCAUUCGAGUUCUCUGGUGUCGUUGAUUUCUCAGGCAUCCUCUCCCAAUCGACUUUGGGUGGUUUCGCGAGAAGAACUGCAGAAGCAGCUGUGGCCAUCAACGACAAGAUCAUCGCUCUCGGUCUCCAAGCCCAUGGAAUUGCCGGCGGUUUGAUCCAAGCUUUCGGUCUCGACCGCGGAGGACAAGUAUAUGCCUGGAAGCCACAGCUCUGA
This is a messenger RNA of Bathycoccus prasinos, 2391 nucleotides long. RefSeq lists its product with no specific name. NCBI's taxonomy places the organism in Eukaryota, Viridiplantae, Chlorophyta, Mamiellophyceae, Mamiellales, Bathycoccaceae. The transcript has 3 exons. Bases 1 to 2391 code for a protein of 796 amino acids. The record is from RefSeq and is a predicted model, not a curated record.